AUGUCUACCGGAUUAAAUUUCAAAUUUUUCACAAAUAAAAAAAGGGCUCAUGUCCCAUCGACACAAUGGAACGAAUAUAAGGAAUUCAUUGAGGAUAAGCUAGAAUCUAAUAGCUCUCUUCAAGCUAUUGUCGAUGCUCUAAAAGAUGAGAAAGGGGUGACCAUCAAAAUGCACCAACUAAAGCGGUGCCUUGGAGACUGGGGACUCAGCAAAAGAAAUCUCAAACUCAAACAACGACAUUUCAUCUGGUCUAUUUUCCAGAAACAUAAACCUGAGGGGAAUCCGGGCCCGCGGCCGGUGUUUUUCUUUAAGGACAAUAAUCAAGUAGUACCGGAGAGUCAGGUUGAGAGUGCCCUUAAAGGGGACGGGAGCGAGUUUCGGAACUAUAAAGACAACGAUGCCAAAAGCCCAGGGCUGUCUUAUGCCAUACCACUCGCGGUACCGGUAGAUGGUGAUCCAGCAACUGAGAACCAGAUUCACGUUGACGAAAACAGGAACAGCCAUGCUGACUCCAUAGUCAGUCCAGCGGCAAAUGAAACAGACAAUGCCAAUGUCUACGAGCCAAUUGAGUUAUCUCGAGAAUUGAACACCAGCGCUUUGAAGGCGGACGGGCUCGAGCACCAAUCUGAAAACGUAAACGAAAGACACGAGACCAUUGAUAUCCCCAAACCAGUAGAUCACACAGACGAAAACCCCGAAGCCGUUCAGACUGUCUGCCAAGAAAUCUUGAAUUCAGUAGAUCGUAUCCACACAAACAAAGCCGUCUUGACAUCUGCAGAAUCAGAGACUACGCAAGAACGAUCAAGAGAUUAUUCAGCCGAGUUUUCUGUUAAGCUAGAGGAGUGGAUCGCGCUUGAAAAGCGUGUUGCGUCAUCUUUUUUGCAAGAAGUGGAAGAGGAAAAAGCACGCUCUGAAGGACCCGGAACGAGGGUCCUGGAUCGAUUAGAAUGUUAUUCACGGGUCCGGGCGCGAUGGUACCAGAAACAGCUUGAUACAACAUUUCCAGUUGAUUGGGAUCCGUUGCCCUAUUCGAUAUACCAGGAACUACAUCAACUUAAUACGGAUCCUAGCAAACGUGUGCGGAAUCCGAACCGACGAAACUUUGCCGUCUGGGAGGAGAUGCGCAUAUUUUAUACACAGCACCUUGACGACGUUGCGCAACGUGCUCUAAGUCAUUCUACAUCUCAUAUGGCCAACAUACAGUUUCAAUAUUCUGGUGCUCAUUAUCUAACCCUUGUCAAGCGCUUUGGACCAGAUCACUAUUUGACUGUCCGGGCCUUUCUAUCGUUUAUAAAUGAUCCUUCGGCACAUACGCUGCAUCAAGUCCCCAUCCAGAUGCUCUACAAGGUUCUUUGCCUUUUACAAAAGCUAGGCAUGCAAAUUCACAUGAGAACGAUCACUCUUCUAUGCUGCGCUUAUGAUAAAAUCCGCAAUGAGCUAAACGAAUCUGAAGAUAGCGGGAAUCUAAAAGAUCUUAUACCAUUAUGUCAACUUUGUUAUAAAAUACUGGAAACUAAAGUUCAAGAGGGUGCCCCGAUCCGAAUCGUCUACACAAAAUAUUCAGCAAUACAUAUGCUUGGCACAGCAUAUUUCAUCAAUAAAGAGACCGAAAGGGGGUUAUCAAUCAUGAGAUAUGCCAAAAAUCAACUUUUGAGGGUCAGCAAGCCAACUACUACCCUUGAUUGGUGGUCAUACGGGGGCUUCUGGUAUCGAAUAGGCAUGGAGAGCAUGGGUAUUGGGAUUCCGUUGGAAGGAAGAUCGAGCUUUCAACUAUCUUAUGAGUCUAUGCAGCAUAUCAUCACUGAGGAUAAUACAUAUCGGGAUUCUGCUUUUGACUGCCUGGCCUGGAUAGCCGAAGCGUGUGGCAAGCUUGGAGAAUACAAACUUGCGAUAGAACACGAAAAAAAGUUUAUGGAUUUUCGCAAGGAAAAAUUUGGAGAACAUGAUCAAUGGUAUCUUUAUAGUAUACAAAAUGCUACUGAUUAUAUGGAACACAGGGGGCUUGUUCGUUACUCACAGCCCAUCCUACGUCUUACAAUUGAAACAUGUGAAGCGACAGGCGUUAGCGAAGAAAAAUAUCGCAGAUUGCUGCAUCAGUAUUAUGGACAAUCCCACCUUCUGGAUACAAGUGGGUUCGACGCAUCAGCAUACGGAUUUCAAAACUGGGGCGGUGCAAUGCAAUUCAAUUGA
This is a messenger RNA of Orbilia oligospora ATCC 24927, 2190 nucleotides long. RefSeq lists its product as uncharacterized. The coding region runs from base 1 to 2190 and encodes 729 amino acids. Lineage: Eukaryota; Fungi; Ascomycota; Orbiliomycetes; Orbiliales; Orbiliaceae. The transcript is spliced from 4 exons. The record is from RefSeq and is a predicted model, not a curated record.